UGUUUGUGUGUGUGUGUGUGUGUGUGUGUGUGUGUGUGUGUGUUUGCAGUCUCGGCCUGCUGCAGGUCGCCCGUGCUGCUCGGUGUGUGUCAUGUCCUCUGAGCGGCGUCAUGAAUGAGGCGGAGGGUCUGCGCUUCCGGCGGCUGCAGCGGCCGCAGGUGAUCACCGACGAGCUGCACGAGCCGCAGCACAAAGGAUCCAGCAGCUACAGUGGGAAGGUGUUCCGGGUCACGCUGCUGUCUCUGGCCUGCUUCCUGCUCCUUCCUCUGCUGGUGGUCGUCCUCAUCCUUGAGUCGCCCAUCCAGCCCGACGUCCUCAGUCUGAAUGAGCCGCCCGUCAUGUCCGGCUGCUACGAGCCCAACCUGAAGCUCAGAGAGGCUCAGCGUCUGUUUGAGGAUCAGCUGCUCGGGGCCGAGUCCCUGGCCAGCGUCGGAGAUGUUCUGUACACAGGAACAGCUGAUGGCAAGAUUGUGAAGAUCGUUGGUCGCAGAAUCCACGUGGUGACGAGACUCGGCAGGCCGCCGUGUGGCUCCAGGGAGGAGGAGCCGACUUGCGGCCGCCCGCUGGGCAUCAGACCGGGACCCAAUGGCACACUGUUUGUGGCAGACGCCUACCUGGGAGUGUACGAGGUCAACCCCAGCACAGGUGAGGCGACCCGGCUGGUGGCGGGCGGUCAGCUGGUCGGCGGCAGGAAGUUGUCGUUCAUCAACGACGUGGCGGUGACACGGGACGGCAGGAAGCUGUACUUCACCGACUCCAGCAGCAGGUGGCAGCGCAGAGACUACCUGAACCUCAUCAUGGAGGGCAGCGCCGACGGCCGGGUGCUGGAGUACGACAUGGAGAGCGGCGAGCUCACCGUCGUCAUGGAGAACCUCAGAUUCCCCAACGGCAUCCAGCUGCUGCCUGACGAGGAGUCGGUGCUGGUGGCCGAGACCACGAUGGCUCGCAUCCGCAGGGUUCAUGUCUCUGGGUUGAAUAAAGGUGGGAUGGACACCUUCAUGGAAAACCUUCCUGGUUUUCCGGACAACAUCCGGCCGAGCUCCUCAGGUGGUUACUGGGUUGCCAUGUCGGCGGUGCGGCCCAACCCCGGCUUCUCCAUGCUGGACUUCCUGUCGCAGAGACCCUGGCUCAAGAAGCUCAUCUUCAAGCUGCUGAGUCAGGACGUCCUGAUGAAGGUGGUCCCUCGCUACAGCCUGGUGGUGGAGCUGCACGACGGCGGCGUGUGCACGCGCAGCUUCCACGACCCGCACGGCCUGGUGGCGCCCUACGUCAGCGAGGCCCACGAGCAUGAUGGGAGUUUGUACCUGGGCUCCUUCCGCUCCCCCUUCCUCUGCAAGCUGGACCUGAGCAAGGUGUGACGGGACGGAGCGGGGCCGCACACACACACACACACACACACACAGUCAUACACUCAUACACACACACACACACACA
Molecule: messenger RNA, 1434 nt
Organism: Myripristis murdjan (pinecone soldierfish)
Lineage: Eukaryota; Metazoa; Chordata; Actinopteri; Holocentriformes; Holocentridae
Gene: apmap
Product: adipocyte plasma membrane associated protein
Exons: 9
Coding region: 111-1358 (415 amino acids)
Cellular component (GO): endomembrane system
Molecular function (GO): arylesterase activity
Source: RefSeq, a predicted model, not a curated record